AAUAUAUUUGUAAAUAAUCUGACAAUAAUUAACAUUUUUGUCCCCUGUCUUUGUGUAUUUGUUUUCUGGGAAUGACUUGUGGAUCGACACUUCUAUUGCUUCCUCAGUUGAAGAUGCCCCGUACCAAGGCUUCACGGCGCUCGUCGGCGGCGAAGGAGAGGAUGGCGGUCCAGCGUGGUCGAGCUGCUGGCAUGGCUGUGGUUCCGACUGACAGGGUUAUGCCUUUACCCCUUGACAAAAAGGUCCUGACUGACUCUGUUCCUGUGAACCACAGCUCACCAGUUUUGGAGGCCACUGUUAAAAGUGACUCAUCAGUGACUGACGGGGUUAGGCCUCAUCCCCAUACCCAAAAGGCUCUGACUGACGGGCUUAUGCCUUUUGCCCAUGAAAAAAAGGUCCAAAACUUGCCUUCUCCCAUUGAGAAGCUGCACCAAAUACAAUGCAAAAACCCUGUCAAACUGCCUCUGGCUGAAAAUGCGUAUCAAACUGCCUAUCAAACUGCCUCUGGCUCAAAAUCUUACAAGCUAACUCUGCCAAAAAACUCUGAUAAACCUGCCUCUGGCUCAAAAUGUCCUGAAAAUGUUGGUAUAAUCCAGACAUCUUCAUCUGUGUGUGUUCUGAGUCCCCAGAGAUUGACCGUGAGUGGCUCCUUCAACCAGCAGCAUCCACAGUUUGGUAGGAACAGUAACAAGCAAUGUGUUGCUAAUAGUGUUACAGCCAUACUGAUGUCUAAGUUGAAGAAUGUGUUAACCUGGACUGCAACAGAUGUGGAUAAUGUCCUCCUGAAUGGCGACAAACUGUAUAGCAGCAUAAGAGAUGCAGGCAGGAUUCAUGAUGAUUCAGGUUACUUGUUUAUUAGAGACUUGCCCACGGAGUACACACUUAAUGGUCACAGGUUUGCACUGAAUUGCAGUGAUGACAUGUUUGUUGGACUGUUUGGUGUUACUGAUUAUGGAGAAAUGGAGAAUGUCUACAUGUCACAUGAUGAAGCUAUUGUAAGAGUGCUAUCUCAGUUUGAUGCUUGUCUAUUUACAAUAAAAGUGAAUACAUGUGCUAUCAUCAAACAAGAUUCUUGGUAUGCCAUAAUUGACUCGCAUGCACGAAACACACACGGUGCACUGGAUGGUACAGGUACAAGUUUACUAGCCUGUCAUGCUAACUUGGAAUCUGUUCUAGAUCACAUUACAAUCCUGGGUUUGUCAUUGCAAGCAGAAGGUCAGCAGUUUGAAGCAACUGGAGUUGUAGUGGUUCCAAAUGACAUGGGGCAGCAGACUUCUGAAUCACACACGCAGGUAACUGAGGAUCUAAACCUGAACAAGCUGAAAAGUACUGCAGAUGAGGAACACAGAGAGCAUGUAAAGCAGAUUUCCAUUUUAAAAUACAAAACAGACAGCUCAUUUGCUCAGGUUGUGAAAAACAAAAACAUAGAGAGAAGACACACAAAUAAAAACAAAAGAAAAGACAUUGAGUAUGUAAUUGAACAGUUCAAAAACAAAAUAAGCACAGGUCCAGAAUACGUGUGUGCGGUUUGUCACAGAGCUCUGUUCAAACACCAAGUCAUUCGAUGUCGAAAACAUGAAUAUUUGAAAAAAGAUCCAGCAGUUGCAUGUAUAGCGGAAAGGUGUGUCACUGAGGAUUAUUUGCAUAUUUGCAAUGAGAGCUGUGAUGUACAUUGUGCCAUUAAAACUGGUCCAGCUGGUUCUCUUUGGGUUUGUUAUACUUGUCACAGAAAGAUUUGUAAUGCAAAAAUGCCAGAACAGAGUGUUGUGAAUAAUCUUUCAUUGGAUCCAGUCCCUCAUGAAUUGCAAACAUUAAAUUCAUUGGAAUGUCAUUUGAUUGCUAUGCAUAUACCAUUCAUGAAGAUUGUGCCACUGCCAAAAGGAUCACAGAGCUCUGUCGUAGGCCCAAUAACCUGUGUGCCAUCAAAUGUAGCUGAUGCAGCUGAGCUUUUACCAAGAUCAGAAAAUGCUGAUCUCAUGAUCCGUGUGAAAUUGAAAAGAAAGUUGACAUACAAGGGGCAUUAUAAGUAUGAAUUUGUCCACCCAGAGAAAAUUCAAAAUGCACUGAUGUACCUCAAAAACCAUAACAAAUUCUACAGUGAUGUUAAAUUCAACAAUGAUUGGAUUAAUCCACUGAGCAACACUGCAGAAGCAGAUGAGUGUGAUGACCAAAGUGAACAAGCUGGUAAUGAGGAACACACUGAGCAUACCAAUGAGGAUGAGAACAUUGAUGAAACUCUUCUUGACCGACAACAGCAUGGCAUGUUUAUGGAUACUUGUUUACAACCUGUUGAUGUAGCACAAGAGGUUCUGGAUCAGCAUUUUGAUGGAAUCAUGUCUGUAGCACCUGCAGAAGGAAAUAAUCCAGUCAGGCUAUUAACUGAUGAGUCAAACGAGGCCAAAUGCUUCCCAGUUCUGUUCCCUAAAGGCACAGGUACUUUUCAUGAGACAAGACCAGAAAGGCUGACAUUAUGUCAAUAUUUAAACUCAAGAAUACUCAAUGCAGAUGGAAGAUUUGCUAAAAACUUGGACUUUAUCUUUUAUGGCCAGUAUUUGUCAGAACUAAAUCAGGUUGUAUCAAAUGUAUCAAUCGCAUUGAGAAAAGGACAUUCCACACAGAAAUCAGAAGUUACUUCAGAAAUGUUGACAAACCAUGAAUCCUUACGACGCAUUUUACAUUUUGAUGAAGGCUAUAAAUUCUUAAAACCUAUCAGAGGUACUCCAGUGUUCUGGCAAAGCGUGCAGAAAGAUUUGUUUGCAAUGGUCAGACAACUAGGAAUUCCAACCUGGUUUGCUUCGUUUUCCUCUGCUGACCUCCGGUGGCCAGAACUCAUGCAAACAAUCCUGAAACAAGAAGGAAAACAUGUAUCAGCUGAUGAGCUUGAUUGGUCAGAGAGAUGUCACCUGCUGAAAAGUAACCCUGUGACUGCUGCUAGAAUGUUUGACCAUCGAUUUCACUGUUUCCUUAAAGAUGUCAUCAUGUCUGAAGCCAAACCAAUUGGAGAGAUCACUGAUUUUUUCAUGAGAGUUGAGUUCCAGAAUCGUGGUUCACCUCACACUCAUUGUCUUUUCUGGGUAAAAGAUGCUCCACAGAUAGACAGAGAUGAUGAUGUGCGUGUUUGUCAGUUUAUUAAUCAGUAUGUCACAUGUGAAUUGCCUUCAGAUGAGGACAGAGAAAUGCAUGACAUAGUGUCACAAGUUCAGAUGCACAGCAAGAGACACUCAAAAACAUGCAAAAAAAAGGGAACGACAUGCAGAUUUAACUUUCCACGUCCUCCAAGUAACAGAACAUUUAUUACACGAUGUAAGACUGAAGAACAUAAAAAUGAAAAUAAUGAUGAAAAUGAAAAAGCUAGCAAAUCCACAAAGACGAUGGAAGUAGAAUUAGCAAGUACAAUAUUAAAAGGAGUCAGAAAUGCUUUAUUAAAUACUGAGGCCACAUUUGACUCUGUUGACUCUUUAUUUGCUUCCCUUGAUAUAAAUCAAGAAAUCUUUGAAGCAGCAUAUCAAACAAUGACCAAGAAAACCAGUGUUGUGUUGAAGAGGAAACCAUGUGAUGUUUGGGUGAAUCAGUAUAACACACAUCUUCUGAAAGCAUGGAAUGCAAAUAUGGACAUACAGUUUGUAGUCGAUGCAUAUUCCUGUAUUGUUUAUAUCAUCUCAUACAUAUCAAAAGCAGAGAGAGAAAUGGGGCUGUUGUUGUCACAUGCACAAAAAGAAGCGUCAGAGCAAGGCAAUCUUGAUGCUAAACAAGCUAUGCGCAAACUUGGCAGUGUUUUCUUGCAUAAUCGUGAAGUUUCAGCUCAAGAAAGUGUGUAUCGUCUUACGAAUAUGAAAUUAAAACAGGCAUCUCGCAAAGUGCAAUUUGUUCCAACUGGUGACACAAUCAGAAUGAGUCUUCCACUAAAUGUCAUACAGAGGAAAGCUCAGUGCGGCGAUGAUGACGGUGACAAUAUUUGGAUGUAUAGCAUUUCUGACAGAUAUAAGAACAGACCUAAAAGCAAGGAAUUUGAAGAAAUGUGUUUGGCAAGGUUUGCAUCAGAAUAUAGAAUAUUGUCUAAAUCGGAACAUUCAUCCAGUGACAGCAUCAAACUUUUGAAAGGAUCAGGAUUUGCCAAGAAAAGGUCACGAACAGAAGCUGCUGUGAUUCGAUAUGCCCGUUUCUCACCAACAAAAAAUCCAGAGAAAUAUCAUGAAAGCAUUUUAGAGUUGUUUUUGCCUCACUACCUCAAAUCACAACUAAAACCAUCCACUUUCCAGACAUAUCAAGAGUUUUAUGAAACUGGGUCUGUGAAAUAUUCUGAUAAUGAACUUGUCUCAGUGAAAGUCACAGUAGACACAAAUAUGGCCAUGUUUGAAAAAGAGAGUGACUCCAUAGACAAAGCUCAGGAAGACCUAGAUGCACAUGGUCCAAUGGAAGAUGCAUGGGCACAACUUUGUCCAGAGACUGAGCGUGAACGUUUAGAAUGCAUUGAGCAGAAACAGAAGGAAACUCCAGAAAUAACUGAAAACAAUGACAUUAUACCUGACCUUUUUCCCAAGGAAAUCUAUUCAUUACAGGAUAAUUCUCAUAACAUGCCAAAGGAAGAAGCCAUGGCUCUACUACGUUCAAUGAAUGAGACACAGUCCCAGAUAUUUUAUAAAAUCCGACACUGGUGUUUACAAAAGGCACGUGGUGACACUCCAGAACCCUUUCAUGUGUUUAUAUCAGGCCCUGGAGGUGUAGGGAAAUCUAUGCUGAUUAAAGCAAUACAUUAUGAAGCACAUCGUAUCCUAUCUCGCUUAUCAAAUAAUCCUGAUGACACACGUGUGUUACUGACAGCUCCAACUGGUGUAAGUGCUUAUAACAUUAAUGCUGCAACAAUACAUACUUCUUUAGCUAUUGGUACAGAUGUAAAGCUACCAUAUCAACCACUGGGAGAUGAGAAAAUUAAUUCUCUGAGAACAAAGUUGGGAAACCUGGAUAUAUUAAUUAUUGAUGAAAUUUCAAUGGUUGAUCACAAACUCCUUGCAUAUGUUCAUGGCAGACUGAGGCAGAUCAAACAAACUGGAGAUUAUUCACCUUUUGGAAAGGUUUCUAUCAUCGCAGUUGGAGACUUUUAUCAGCUCAAUCCAGUUAAGGGUAAAGCUUUAUAUGCUGAUCAUGUGGGAAUGAAUCUGUGGCAAGACCAUUUUGCUUUGGCUGAGUUGAGUCAGAUAAUGAGACAGAAAGAUGUGGAAUUUGCACAGUUGCUCAAUCGAUUAAGGAAACGACAGAAGUCUCAUCCAUUGCUGGAAAAAGAUAUAAGUAUGCUGAAACAGUGUGAAACUGGUGAAGAACACAUGACUUCCAAUUUGCAUAUUUAUGCCACAAAUAAUGAAGUUGAUGACCACAAUAGAGAAAUGCUUCACAAGACAUGCAAAGAUACUAUAGUUAUUCGAGCACAAGAUUAUGAGAGAGACCCGAAAACUGGACACUUUCAAAAAGUAAAGGGCCACCACAGCAAUGUUUGCAAGACAUGUCUUUCACGAUCACUUCACAUUGCAGUUAAUGCAAGAGUCAUGCUCCUUAAAAACAUUGAUGUUUCAGAUGGACUUGUGAAUGGUGCUUUUGGUACAGUUAGUGAUAUACAUUUUAAUCCUGGAGAAGAUUUCCCAUCAAAAGUAUAUGUGACAUUUGACAAUGAAAGAGCUGGUAGAGGCUUACGAGCAAAACGGCCUUCCUUAAAACCAGGACUGGAAAAGGCUACACCAAUUGAACCAGAAGAAGAGAGAGUCACAAGAAGUGGUGGCAUACGACGACAGUUUCCCCUGAAAUUAUCUUGGGCUUGCACUAUUCACAAAGUACAAGGUCUAACUGUGGAUAAAGCUGUUGUGUCACUUAAAAAGAUAUUUGCACCUGGACAAGCAUAUGUGGCAUUAAGUCGUGUGACUUCUCUGGAAGGUCUCAUUAUAGAAGAUUUCAAGGAAACAGCUAUUUAUGCAAAACCUGAUAUAGAAAGUUUCAUGCAAACUAUGCCCGCAUUUGUGGAGCCACUUAGAGAAACACAUCUGUCAUCAUUAUCAUGUAAAGUACUUCUGCACAAUGUUCAAGGGUUGUCAUGUCACCUGGAAGACAUAAAACAAGACAAAAGGUAUAUGGAAGCUGAUAUUAUUUGUAUGACAGAAACAUGGAUACAGUCAAGUCAUACUGAAAAUGAUCUACAAAUAAGUGGAUUUUCAUUCUGCAACAGCCCAAGGUCUGUUUCAUAUGACAAAAGUGAGGAACUCUUUGCUAAGUUGCAAGAAAAAGAACAUGGUGGUGUUGGUGUGUAUUACAAAACACAGAUCAACUGUAGUUUUGUUGAUUUACCCUGUAUGAACAUAGAGUGCAUGCAGUUUACUAUUCCCCACCUGAACUCAACAGCUGCAAUUGUGUAUAGACCACCUUCAUACAGUUUAAAAGCAUUUGUUAACAAGCUGUCAAAUGUAAUCAGUGUCAUUGACACGUUUGCAGGAGGAAAAAUUAUUAUGGGUGACUUCAAUGAAAACCUUUUUGUGUCCAAUACAGUGAGUGAAAUGAUGCAGCAUAAUGGCUUCACUCAAAUUGUGAAAGAUGCAACCACUGAAAAUGGCACUUUAAUUGAUCAUAUCUAUAUUAAAGACAUUGCAAUUGAGAGUAUAUGUGUUUCUGUAAUGCCUACUUAUUUCAGCUAUCAUGAAUGUGUUGUCUUAAAUUUCUCGUAUUAAAGGUUAGGUAAUGACUAGUAUAUGGAGAGCAGUCCCAUAAGAUUCGUCCACCACCUGGGGGGUGGGGGUGGGGGAGACAGGGGUAUGACAAAAAGCUGGACGGCCCCUGUGGGAAGUGGGUAUAGGCUAGAGCUGAGGUGCCCUAUUAACUGGUUUACAGCAUACUGUAUUUUUCGCACUAUAAGGCGCACUUUCAACAAAUAUUAAGGUGCACCGGAUUAUAAGGUGCAUUAUGUGACACUGGUAAGAAACAGUGUAAAAAAAAACAUGUUUUCCUUCUAAUUCAGAGCAACUAACCUAACCAAACAAAACUAAUUCUUACAACAGCAAAAAAUCUGAAGAGUCAGAUAAGUUAAACAAGUGCUGGACGCUAUUCUACACACAAUUCUCCCCUGAAAACUGUUUAUUUGGGUGAGUAAAGCACUUCUGUUUUUUUUUUUACAGUAAGCUUAGAUUUCCAGACUUCCCCAGGAACCCUGCGUGUUCUAUUAAACCAGGGAGAUAUUACCUACCUCUUCAUCUCAUGUAGCUUGUUUUAACAUUGUAAAGGCUCUGGCUACAG
This is a messenger RNA of Astyanax mexicanus (Mexican tetra), 7269 nucleotides long. RefSeq lists its product as uncharacterized. Gene Ontology annotation, molecular function: DNA helicase activity; ATP hydrolysis activity. Gene Ontology annotation, biological process: DNA repair; telomere maintenance. Lineage: Eukaryota; Metazoa; Chordata; Actinopteri; Characiformes; Acestrorhamphidae. The coding region runs from base 72 to 6707 and encodes 2211 amino acids. The record is from RefSeq and is a predicted model, not a curated record. The transcript has 3 exons.